Colletotrichum orchidophilum is the source of this 312-nucleotide messenger RNA. RefSeq lists its product as uncharacterized. Lineage: Eukaryota; Fungi; Ascomycota; Sordariomycetes; Glomerellales; Glomerellaceae. The transcript is spliced from 2 exons. The record is from RefSeq and is a predicted model, not a curated record. Bases 1 to 312 code for a protein of 103 amino acids.
AUGUUGGGGUAUAACCCCAUUUUGAACGUCCUCGUGGAGGCUCUCGACAAUAAUGAGACUGUACGGCUACACCGUGGUUUCGACGGCGAUUGCUUCUCGCAAGUUCCAGAGUCCGUGUACGGUCCCAAGACGGUGUGUCAAAGGGUCUAUGGUGAUGACAUCCUGCGCUGGGCGGGCGUGACCUUCACCUACAGCAACACCGUCGUCUCCGGGACUGUAUAUAUGUACAUCGCGACCAGCUACGACUUCAAGACCAGGAGGCAGACUUUGAGCGGCGCAAUGGGCGAAUUCAUGUUGCCCGUGGCUUCUUGA